AUGAGGCUCAUCAGCCUUGGCAGCAUCAAGGUCAUUCACGACAUUCAGAAGUACACAUUCAGGCGCUCACGUGGAGGGCACAUGGACGAUGGUGGCUAUUCCAUGAAUUUUAACAUGAGUUCUUCCAGGGGACCUCUUCCAGUAAAAAGAGGACCACCACCACGAAGUGGGGGUCCUCCUCCUAAAAGAUCAGCCCCUUCAGGACCAGUUCGCAGCAGCAGUGGAAUGGGAGGAAGAGCCCCUGUAUCACGUGGAAGAGACAGUUACGGAGGCCCACCUCGGAGGGAACCCCUGCCCUCUCGCAGAGAUGUUUAUUUGUCCCCAAGAGAUGAUGGAUACUCAACUAAAGACAGCUAUUCAAGCAGAGAUUACCCGAGUUCUCGUGAUACAAGAGAUUAUGCACCACCACCAAGAGACUAUACCUACCGUGAUUAUGGUCAUUCCAGUUCACGUGAUGACUAUCCAUCAAGAGGCUAUAGUGAUAGAGAUGGAUAUGGUCGUGAUCGGGACUAUUCAGAUCAUCCAAGUGGAGGUUCCUACCGAGAUUCCUAUGAGAGUUAUGGUAACUCACGUAGUGCUCCACCUACACGAGGGCCCCCGCCAUCUUAUGGUGGAAGCAGUCGCUAUGAUGAUUACAGCAGCUCACGUGACGGAUAUGGUGGAAGUCGAGACAGUUACUCAAGCAGCCGAAGUGAUCUCUACUCAAGUGGUCGCGAUCGGGUUGGCAGACAAGAAAGAGGGCUUCCUCCUUCUAUGGAAAGGGGGUACCCUCCUCCACGUGAUUCCUACAGCAGUUCAAGCCGCGGAGCAAGGGCCCGCCGGUCUCGGCCGCACCCGCUGACUGCCCACGGGGCUCAGGGGUCUGAAUGGCGGGGAUCUGGCGGGAGGCCGCUGUCCCAAGCCCGGCGUAACGGCUGCGCCAGGUCAUCGGGAGCCCACGUUGGCCCGAUCCUCGGAGGCGCGGGCACCACCCGCAGGGCCAGCGGGAACGCGCAAGCCUGCGGUCCGGCGGGAGCAGGGAGCCGGGAGAGCGCCAAAGGCUGGGCGAGGGCCGGGGACUUGGGACGCCAAGGCAGCUUCUGA
Molecule: messenger RNA, 1083 nt
Organism: Lepus europaeus (European hare)
Lineage: Eukaryota; Metazoa; Chordata; Mammalia; Lagomorpha; Leporidae
Product: RNA-binding motif protein, X chromosome-like
Exons: 3
Coding region: 1-1083 (360 amino acids)
Biological process (GO): positive regulation of mRNA splicing, via spliceosome
Cellular component (GO): spliceosomal complex
Source: RefSeq, a predicted model, not a curated record